Messenger RNA from Mandrillus leucophaeus (drill), 720 nucleotides. It is a transcript of the gene CLDN17, whose product is annotated as claudin 17. Gene Ontology annotation, biological process: bicellular tight junction assembly; cell adhesion. Gene Ontology annotation, cellular component: plasma membrane; bicellular tight junction. The record is from RefSeq and is a predicted model, not a curated record. The transcript has a single exon. Gene Ontology annotation, molecular function: structural molecule activity. The coding region runs from base 32 to 706 and encodes 224 amino acids. Lineage: Eukaryota; Metazoa; Chordata; Mammalia; Primates; Cercopithecidae.
CGAAUUGGACUGGUCUUCAAAGUAAAAGGCAAUGGCAUUUUAUCCCUUGCAAAUUGCUGGGCUGGUUCUUGGGUUCCUUGGCAUGGUGGGGACUCUUGCCACAACGCUUCUGCCUCAGUGGAGAGUAUCGGCUUUUGUCGGCAGCAACAUUAUUGUCUUUGAGAGGCUCUGGGAAGGGCUCUGGAUGAACUGCAUCCGACAAGCCAGGGCCCGGUUGCAAUGCAAGUUCUAUAGUUCAUUGUUGGCUCUUCCGCCUGUCCUGGAAACAGCCCGGGCACUCAUGUGUGUGGCUGUUGCUCUCUCCUUGAUCGCCCUACUUCUUGGCAUCUGUGGCAUGAAGCAGGUCCAGUGCACGGGCUCUAAUGAGAGGGCCAAAGCAUACCUUCUGGGAACUUCAGGAGUCCUCUUCAUCCUGACGGGCAUCUUCGUUCUGAUUCCGGUGAGCUGGACAGCCAAUAUAAUCAUCAGAGAUUUCUACAACCCAGCUGUCCACAUAGGCCAGAAACGAGAGCUGGGAGCAGCACUUUUCCUUGGCUGGGCAAGCGCUGCUGUCCUCUUCAUUGGAGGCGGUCUGCUUUGUGGAUUUUGCUGCUGCAACAGAAAGAAGCAAAGGUACAGGUAUCCAGUGCCUGGCCACUGUGUGCCACACACAGAUAAGCGAAGAAACAUGAAAAUGCCUAGUAAUACCUCCACCAGUUAUGUCUAAUGCCUGCUUUUGGC